This is a messenger RNA of Pelagomonas calceolata, 2718 nucleotides long. Lineage: Eukaryota; Pelagophyceae; Pelagomonadales; Pelagomonadaceae. The record is from the annotation of a GenBank genome assembly.
UCUCCCUGCAGCGCCGCAUUUUGCAGGAGAGCGAAGCGCGCGAGCGCCGCCCGCAGGCGUGCCGCAGCAGCUCACGAGAGAGCAGCAGGAGUGCCGCAAAAGGGAGAGGCUGCCCGCACCGGUCAAGGCGCGGCAAGCAGACAGCACCAAGGCAGUAUGGCCUCCGCCGCGGCCAUUCUAGCGGAUGCGCGAAAAGAGGAACUGGAGUUCGUGCGGCCCUUCCAUCCAGUACUCAGAAGACCCGAGGCCGCUUUCAGUAAACAAUACCGGCAGCUCGACGACCUCCAGGUCGACGUGAGCUAUACAGGCUUCAAAAAAGACGACCGGGACUUCCUGUACAAGCUGUUCGCUAUUUUGGGGGAUGAAACUAGAAAAGAUUACAUCAGCUGGUGUCCUGAGGGGCGGUUGUUGAUCGUGAAGAAGUGGCGGGUACUUGUGAGUGAUGGCCACUUGACGGCCCAUGACAUCGACGACACGCAGUUCAUGGCCCAUCUGCGGGUCUAUAAUUUUAGGCAGCUGGACAAGAACCAGCAGCGGCGGUUUUUGCCGAAUGGCGAUAGUAAGUGGCUAUUGUUCCUGAACCCAGUGGUCAACUUGGACCAGGGCGAUGGAGUACUGAAGAAAUACAUAAGGUACUGCCAGGUCCAUCGGUUGAAGGCCUUGGUCGAGAAGCAGUCGCCCGAGGCAGGGUUCAUCCAGGCGUGUCGCCAGGUGCUGUUGCAGACGGCUCCUAAAUCCGUAGCGUCACUGUCGAACGAGGAGAUAGCCGAUGUCCUAUCGGAUGGCGAAUUGCGGAUCUAUGAUAAGAAUCGAUGUGUGUUCAGAGAAGGCGAUCCCCCGGACGGCUAUUAUAUAUGUCUGUUCGGUGUAGUAUCAGUACACAAGUUCGCGGGGGAUGAUGAUAGGAGCAAGUUCGGCCGGAAGUUAGUGGAACUAAGGGACGGUGCGGGCUUCGGCGAAGUGGCCUUUUCUGAGUCCUGUCCCAAUAGAAACGCUUCUGUGGUCGCGGUCGGUGACGAAGACCUGGCCACCGUCGCGGAGACGUCCGCACCAGGCUUAUCCCAAACGAUCUGUUUCGUGGCAUCACCUAGAGCUUUUGCUUCUGUCUAUGCGGAACGGAACAAGUUAUUUGACACGAAGAUCGCUCUGCUGAGACGGUCGCCUUUGUACCGCCACUGGCGCGUCGAAGAUCUAUACAAAUUAGCUUCGGUCAUGAAACGGCGCAUCGUGCAGCGCGGCGACGUCGCGAAGCGCGCGACGUCGGAGGAGGUCGUGUUUGUGCAAAAGGGUGCAUUAAAAAUAUUCCGUACUAGAGAAAGUGGUGCGGGCGAAAUAGAAGUUGCGCUGUUGGGACCGGACGACGCCUUUGGGCUCGUGGAGAUGCUCGGUCAAAGUGGUACUGCUCGACGGGCCGUCGCGGCGCAGACCACUGAAUUGUUUGCGGCUCCCGUGUAUAUCUGUCGGGAUUUGUCGCUGGCGAACGCCAAGACGAAGCGGGAGUUGGAUAAGAUCGUCGCGGCGCGUGUCCGGUGGGAAGGGGUGUGCGAGGAGGCCUACCGGCAGGAAAAGGUAUCCAUAACGCCUGGCAUGAUGGCCUACGCCGAGUACCAAGUGAACGAGCACGGUGUUACCUUAGUGCAGAACAGCAACAAGGAGAAGCGUCGCAACGCCAUGUACGAGGUCCAAAGCGAUUUACAAUCUAUCGUGUUAAGUACGCAGUCGUUAAUCGAGGAGUCCGAGGAGCUUAUGGAAACUGAUUUAGACAGAGCAGAAGCAUCAUGUAGGAAUGCCCACGACUUGUGCAAGGAGACGCUCAAGAAGGUCGAAGUGUUAUCGAGGAGGAAGAGAGUAACAGAUGUGCAGCGCGCGACGUUCAGGCAGGAGCUCCAGGACUCUCUACUUACAUCGGAAGAACGCUUGAACAAGAUCGAGGAGGUCCGGGCUCGACAGAUCAUGGCCGCGAAUCGGGAAAAAACAGGAACGUUCCUGACUGACGUCGACGAGCACACCGUCGUGACGUGUACUUCCACAGCAACGCCCUGCCCGACGCUGGACUCGAAUAUCACUCGCAAGUUGAGAAAGGGUAUUGGGAGGAAGGGCGUCGAGGCCUUCGCCGCUUUGAAUGAGGCGCUCAUGAAUUCUGAUACAUCUACAAUUAAAGUAGAGCCGUCGAUGCUGACGGAUGAUGAGUCUGAUGGUGAAGAGUCAAGCAGUGAAGAGGAGGAGGUGGAGACGACGACGACUGUUCGGAGAAGGAGAGAAUUGGGUGAAUGUUUAGUACAUAGUAGAUCAUUACAUGAACACCCUACCGCGAGCGACUAUCAAAGCAAACUAGACGAGGACCUCGAGCUGCGGAUGGGCCCCUACGGCCUGCCGCCGAACGGCCUGAAGCGGACGGGCAUUCCACGCAAGAAGAAGCGGACGUUCUUCAUCCCGGGCCAGAAGGGGAAACAGCCGACUUUUGGGAGAGAAGAGACGCCGAUCUAUGCCAAAAGACCAAAGGCGAAGAAGAAACCGGCAGUUGUUCCGGAGAACCCGUUUAAGAGGCCGCCGAAAGUUGUUGCAGAGGAGUUACCGUUGAUAAGACCGGCCCGGAAGGAGGUCGCGCAGCUGCUGGCGGGCCACACCGAGCACGAGAAGAAGGCUCAGGCGGUGCUCGCUCGACGGCAAAAGUUAUACGAGGACGCCAUUUCAGUCACUAGUAGUAAUUGUUAAUAA